AUGUCGCUUCUACUGAAUGAGGAGUUCACUCUGUAUCGUCUGCGCCUGGGUUAUCUCAAUCAAAUCCACGAUGGAGUCGGCGAAAGACUGAUCAAUCUCAAUACAGCUGUGCUUAACGAGCCAGCUUUUCGUGCGGCAGGAUGGGUCGCAGAUACGGCCGCCAUCAAGCGAUGUUAUAGCCCACCUAUACCCACGACUGGAGCAGCAGACUAUUUCAAUCGUCCAUCACGUGUGAGGGACAACGGCAUACCUUUGAACGAUGAGGCGAGUGCGGAGGGGAGGGGAGGCUUGAUCAGUGGGCAGCUGGGGAGCGAGGAGACCGUGGGCCCUAGCUUCUUGACUGAGAAGGAGCGGCGCAGGCGCAAGCAGGGACAGAAGAUCGAGGAUGAUGACAGCUCGGAUCUUAGCGAUGACAGCGACGAUGAGGAUACAGCGGCGCAGAGUGUCCGAUUUGCGAAGAUGCCGAACCGGAGCCGAUCGAGUACGAGUCCUCCAAGACAAGGUACCGCGACACUUCAUGCAGAGCAGGCAGGGCCAGAAGUGAAGGUUAUCAGUCCCAGCUACCGACCACGUACAAGCAGUUUGGGUGCCACAGAAGCCAUCAAUGCGGCAAACUCGCGUAUUGUGACGCGUCCGAGACGUGACACCACUACCAGCAGUGAGAUGAGCUCGGACAAUGAAGGCCUGAUACCGGAAGGACGUUUCAGAAGGAAGCUGCCUGGACGGCCUCAGAAGUCUGCUAUGCUUGCUGACAAGAUUGCCGAGGAAGAGCCGGACGAUGAGAGCGAGCUUGAAGACGAAGAUGAAGAAGAGGAUGUGGAAGUAGCUGAGGCUAGCGAUCUCAGCGACGAAUUCGAAGGCGAUGAUGUGGCUGUGCCAUCACCAGAGCUGCCCAUUGAUGAGGCGCUGGACAUAUCGGUAGAGAAGCGAGCGCCGCCAAUAAUACCUCCAGCUGUCAGUCCAUCGUUACAUACCGCUACUACGAGACCAAGUAAGGACGAUCUACCGAAGCUGCCAAAACUACCAGCCGGCAGACCAAUGUCAAUGAAGCCGCCUGCAAGUCUGCUUUCCAUGGCUCUGAAAGGCUCCGACGGCGCAGAUACUCCUGGCAAGCCAUAUCAAAAGUAUGCAGAACUGUCUGGUAAGGGCGAAGCACAGCCACUCUGGAUCAAAAUCUAUGCUCCAUUCUCGAAGAAUCCUAAUGAGCCAAUCCAAGUGCCGCUCAAGCGCGCUCAAGGCGCAGAAGGGGCUGUACCUACCGUCAAGGAGUUGAUCGGGCUCGCACUCUGGCGUUAUGAUGAAGAAGAGUACGAGCCGGCGCUUUCUAUCAAAGAUAGCAAAGUGGAGAGCUGGGAGCUGAGAAUGGUUGAAGAUGGUGAAGUUGAUCUGGACUUCCCAGCUCUGAGCCGAGACAGGCCAGUCACAGAUUUCACGUCAAACAACAACCGCCCUCCUCAACGACGCAUGAGAGACAAACCGUGGGAUGAGUUUGGCUUGAUCCGUGCCGAAAGUCGCGAUGCAACUUCUGAAGACGACGAGGCUGCGCCGAUUACAACCACGAAGACUGCACCAAUCGCUGCGCCUUCACCAGCACUUAUCAGCCAACAAAUCAUGGCGCCGCCACCUGUCCCACCAAGCAUGAUGCCGAACCGCAAUCCUAUCACCGGUCCUGCCUUCACUCUCAAUGCCGCAAUACGAAAGGACUCCACGAACCUCAUGGAUGCACCACAGCAGCAGACUGCAACUAGCACACCUCGUAUGGGCCCCGUCAAGACUGUUCAAGUUCACUUCACGGAUCCGCAGUCCUUCCAGGUUACCCUGUUGCCUCUGGACACGACUGCUGAUACGUAUAUAGCCGAGUUAUUUGAGAAGGCAUGUACACGUCUUCGACUGGACAAGGCACUCUACGUAUUCAAAGUUAAAGGCACACAGACAGUGGCGCCAAGCGACCGAACAGUAGAAGCUCUAGGGUCAAAACUGCAUCUCGACCUUGUCCGCCGCCGCUUCGGCGCAGUCGGAGACUUCGGUCUCGGACUCUCCGGCUCACCAGGCUCCAGCUCACCGAAUGCACCUCUCGAAUUAGUCCCCAACACACCACCCACAGCCAAAGAAGCCAAACGACGAAAAGGUUUUCCCGGCGUAGGAGGAGUCCUCCACCCACUCGUAGCCCAAAAGAGCGAAUUCAACAGCACAGCAACCUCCAUGCUCGACCUCGCAGGUCCCAACGCAGGUAUAGGUUGCCGCUAUAACGUGAUGCGCAAACUUCCCUUCUCCCUCACGACCUCCCACCCUCGCACCCUCAUCAUAACACCAGAAUACAUGCAGAUCUUGCCCGGGCCACCGACGGACGAGGGAGGUCAAGCGAGCGGCAGUAAGGUUACCAAUGUGUCUAUGCAGAGUAUCGUGGGUGUGAAGGUCAGCAGGAAGCAUCCGAAGAUGAUGCGAGUGUUGGUUUAUCGGGACAAGGAGACGAAGAGGUAUGAUUUUGAGUGUGCGAGUCAUGCCGAGGCGGAGCAGAUUGUGGGUGACAUUCGGGUUGGGUUGAGUGAGUAUGGGGUGGGUGGGGAUGAUGUAUGA
Messenger RNA from Recurvomyces mirabilis, 2577 nucleotides. RefSeq names its product Component of a membrane-bound complex containing the Tor2p kinase (gene AVO1). Lineage: Eukaryota; Fungi; Ascomycota; Dothideomycetes; Mycosphaerellales; Teratosphaeriaceae. The record is from RefSeq and is a predicted model, not a curated record. The coding region runs from base 1 to 2577 and encodes 858 amino acids. Gene Ontology annotation, cellular component: TORC2 complex; plasma membrane; cytoplasm. Gene Ontology annotation, biological process: TORC2 signaling. Gene Ontology annotation, molecular function: phosphatidylinositol-4,5-bisphosphate binding. The transcript has a single exon.